AGGACCACAAGUUUUCUCUCACUACAAGAAGGGUAUAAAGACAGGAGGUUUCAGCGCCAAGAUUAUAAAAAAAGGGAUUUUUUUUGUCUGGAAAAAGGAAGAAAGAUUGGAUUUUCAAUUCUGGGUUGUGUUUGGAUUGAGUGAUUUAGAACUGGGUUGGUGGGAAAAGUUUGGAUUUUGAGUGCUGGGUUGUGUUUGGUUGGAUUGUGGGAUUUUGAACUGGGUCGGCGGAGAAAUGUCGAGUUCGUCGGAGAAAUUUUCAGGCCAGAGAGGGAUGAGGACGGCGGAGAAGCCGUCGAGCUUCACUCAGACAUGCAGCAUGCUUUGCCAGUACCUCAAGGAGGAAGGCAGCUUUGGAGAUCUGAAUCUUGACAUGGCAUGCAACAACAUGCAACAAUCAAAUGGAGGAGCACCUGAGAUGUUUCAUCAGAAAGCCCCACCCAUGAAUUUCUUUCCAUUUAUGGAAACUUCUCGAAACAUGCCAACGGCGGCUAGAGAUUUCAAAUCCAUGGAUUUGUUUCCUCAACAAGCUGGUUUUGGUCCCUCUGCCCCCACUCCCAGAGAAGAGGUCCCCAUGAUGGCUGAUUCUAGUGUGAAGAAAUCUGCCCCGGGAGAGCCUCAAAAGGCACAAAUGACUAUCUUUUAUGAUGGACAAGUCAUAGUGUUCAAUGAUUUUCCCGCGGACAAGGCGAAGGAAGUCAUGCUCUUAGCAAGCAAGGAAAGUUCCCAGAGGCAUACCACUCCAGCUUCUACUCCGGCCAACAUUAACAAUGCCUUUGCCUCUCAUUUGGGCAAGAGUCCAAUUAAUUCCAGCAGUUCAGUUCCCCCGAGCACAAACAUGUUGCCUAAGUUUGACAAUCAAGCGAUCCAGGAGGGCGACAAGCCAUCCCCUCGACCGAUAGUCUGUGAUCUUCCACUUGCGAGGAAAGCUUCGCUGCAUCGAUUCCUUGAAAAGAGAAAGGAUAGGCUCAGCACGCGAGCACCGUACCAAACGAGCAGCCCUUCAUCCGGCCCGGUGAAGCCAACCGAAAACAAGUCAUGGUUAGGGUUGGCUGCUCAACAAACCCAAUGAUAUGAGAACCUGUGUUCUUGUAUGCAUCCUUAGGCUUCCUUAUAGUUCAAGCCUGUGCUAUAUUUUUCAAUUUUGGCGGGUUUAAUUUAAGCCCGGAAUUUCAUUAGCUCUAUAUUUUUCUGCCAUAUUAGGUCUACCAACUGUUGGUUAAUCUUAAUUGGCUUCAGUAAGCAUGUAAUUAAGCUUUUGAUGGAAGGAAUUCAAUUAGUAAUGAUAUAAUUUUGAAUUUUUAUAAAAUUAAUUCACUUUUUGUU
Messenger RNA from Malus domestica (apple), 1326 nucleotides. Its product is annotated as protein TIFY 10A-like. Lineage: Eukaryota; Viridiplantae; Streptophyta; Magnoliopsida; Rosales; Rosaceae. The record is from RefSeq and is a predicted model, not a curated record. Gene Ontology annotation, biological process: regulation of jasmonic acid mediated signaling pathway; response to wounding; regulation of defense response. Gene Ontology annotation, cellular component: nucleus.